AUGGAAGGCAGCAAACUAGGCCUCUACGUUACUCGAGCGUUCCAGCUCAUCUUCGCCAUCAUCGUCCUGGGAGUAUCCGCCCACCUCGCCGCCGAGAUCAACGGCGCAUGCGACGAGUACAGAUCCAGGUACUGCGAUCGAAUCCUGGGUCGUCUGCCCGAAUCCAGCGCCUAUGCCGCCUUCUCGGGGGCGUUCGGGACGCUUGGAGCGAUUGUGGGACUCGUCGCCGCGUUUAUAACAUCCAUUCCUUGGUUCGUCGCACUGGUAUUUGAUGCGCUCGCGACGAUCUUCUACCUGGCUGGAGGCAUCAUCCUCUGCGCAAUCGUCGUGAUCGGCUUAUCCGUGGCCUGGAUCAAAUUCAUCCACUACAUUCUGGACGUACUACGCCAAGAGUACGCCGUCGACGAGUCCGUUUUCAAACCCUUCCUUUCCGCCCUCAAAUUCGACCUGGUCGCUGGGGUGUUCGCGCUCAUCGAUGCCGCCCUCGCAAUUGCGGCUUCGCUCUGGACGGUCAUUCCGUGUCUGGUGUGCGUUGUCGUCGAUGGGUUCUGCGCGCUGUUCCUGCUAGCUGGCGGGCUGGCUACCGUUGUCAUCUUGAAGAGGGAUAAUAUCAAUGGUGUGGGGGCUUGUGACGCUGUUGAAGGUGACUUCAAGUCGCUUUGCACUAAGUUGCAUGCGGAUGCUGCUUUUCUUAUCAUUGGAUUCUUUACGACCUUGAUCGCAGCGGCGUUGUUCUUCAUCACGAGGAGGACAAAGCAGAGCAAUGUGGCGAGAUAUCCGGCGAUUCAGCAUGGAGUGGAGUUGUGA
Zasmidium cellare ATCC 36951 is the source of this 807-nucleotide messenger RNA. RefSeq lists its product as uncharacterized. The coding region runs from base 1 to 807 and encodes 268 amino acids. The record is from RefSeq and is a predicted model, not a curated record. Gene Ontology annotation, cellular component: membrane. The transcript is spliced from 4 exons. Lineage: Eukaryota; Fungi; Ascomycota; Dothideomycetes; Mycosphaerellales; Mycosphaerellaceae.